UUUGGAUGCUGUUAACAGGCGGCAAGCAUGUGGUUCCACUGGGAAUUGAACCCAGGACUCUCUGCUUCUGAGGCAAGUAUCUAACCGCUCUAAGAGCAAAUAAGAAAAUGCCAAUAAACAAAGAAAAACUACAGCCUUAUUCACUCGGUUUUCUCUCGGGCAGUUUUAAAAUAACUGAAAGAGAACGACUGGAUAUCGUCAAGCAGAGAAAAGAGAAGUGGGGCUGCUGAGAGUCUGUGCAGUGUUUCUGUACGGCCUCCGGUGAUUUCGUGUCCCAGCACUGUCUCCGAAAGGAGAGAGAGAGAGUGAGAGCGAGAGAGAGAGACAGCAAUAAGGGGUGGAGGAGGAGAAAGGGAAGAUUAAAGGGUCAGUCCAGGGAUUGUCCUGGAAAGAACAGGAACUAGUAUGGAGUGAGUGGUCUUUGUUGUCUCUCCGUGUGUGUUUUCUUGAGGUUGAUUUUUUUUUAACCCCCGGAGCACACAGUGGAAAUAUUAAUAAUCUACACAGAGCCAUGAGCCGAACCACCUUCUUUGAGGUGUGGGUCCUGGAUGCCAACACAAGAAAACACCUUUGUUAUUUAGACAAGGUGGAGCCAUACUCAACAGUAGGAGACAUCAAGAGCCUUUUUCACAAAUCAUAUCCUCACUGGUAUCCAGCCAGACAGGCGCUAAAGCUUGAUCCUAAAGGAAAAGUGCUCAGAGAUGAUGAGAUCUUACAGAAUUUACCUGUCGGGACUGUUGCUACUAUGUACUUCAAAGACCUUGGUCCACAGUUAGGAUGGACUACAGUUUUUCUAGCAGAGUACAUUGGGCCUCUCCUCACCUACCUCCUGUUUUAUUUUCGUGUACCGUACACUUACUCGCACUCAUAUGUCCUCACCUCCAGUCCUCAUCCCGCUGUCACACGAGCCUGUGUCUGUCAUAGCUUCCACUACAUGAAGAGACUGAUGGAGACUAUCUUCGUCCAUCGUUUCUCUCAUGGGACCAUGCCUCUCAGGAAAAUAGUCAGGAACUGCGCCUAUUACUGGGGUUUCUCUGCUUGGUUAGCUUACUAUAUCAACCAUCCUCUUUAUACACCUCCGUCAUACGGAGAACUGCAGGUCAACUGUGCCAUUGUUGUAUUUGUGAUCUGUGAACUGGGAAACUUUUCCAUCCACUUGACUCUGAAUGAUCUCAGAGGAGACGGUGCCAGGUGCAAAAGCUAUCCAGUGCCAACCAGGAAUCCCUUCACAUGGCUAUUUUUAUUUGUAUCCUGUCCAAAUUACACAUACGAGGUCGGUGCCUGGGUUAGCUUCUCCGUAAUGACUCAGAGUCUGCCAGUGGUUUUUUACACAAUUUUGGGGUUCGUCCAGAUGAGCAUCUGGGCAAAAGGGAAGCACAAGGCCUACGGCAGGGAGUUCAAGGAUUAUCCAAGGCUCCGAAUGUCAAUCAUCCCUUUGAUUCUAUAAAACAAGUGUCAAAAAGCUGCUUAGAACAGAACUAUGCACAUUUCUAGAAAAGAAUACUGGAAAUAAAAGCAAUGAUAUUUUAAUAACAAACUAGGUUGUUUUUUUAUAGGUUUUUAAGGAAUUUAGAUUUUAAUAGAUUUUUAAAGCACAGCACAUUCCAGUGUUAUAUAUUAUAAACAAGGUGUUACUUAUUUAAAACACUAACGAGGAGUUUUACAGAGCCAGAUAACGAUUUUAUUUCAUGAAUAAUGUUACUGGAAUGUGUGAAAAGUAACUUCAGGUUUGGUCACAUUGUAGAUUAUUUGGGCGAUUACCAUCUCCAAAAUGCAUUGCAGUCGUGCAUUGCGGAGAGACGAGCAGAAUCCGUCCGUUUGUUUUAAUUUUGCGGCAUUAAUUACGUAAUUAACUACGCGCCGGAGCAGUGUACGAAACCGUUUUUCAUUUAACGAAUAAGUCCACUAUGUAAUGCGCUAAACUUAACUAUUUAUAUUGAGUAGGGAACGAGUGAGCGAUUCCGGAAACACCACCGAGAGAACUAUUGCACUUACAUUCCACCCUGGUUUUAAAGCCCUCCCUCGACCACCAUUUGACGAAUCAGAUUUCUCCUCUUUCUUUUUUUCUUUUUUUUAUUCCCGCCUAUCUAAACGUCAUAGCAGGUCAGGCCAAUCAGGAGCCGCGAUGUGAUAUUGUUUUCAUCACGUGAACGGAUCACCAAACCAAACGAUGACGUCAUAUUUGUUGACUUCCUUCCUCAGGGAAAACAAUAAAGGAUGUAAUCCCACAAAAAUAAAAUGCCUCGGUCAAUGAACUAGAUUUGUUUGGUUGUUUUUAUGAAAAUAAAAGGAAUAUAUUUUUCGACACAAUCGUGACUACUGCAAACGCAUCAACUAGACCCGAAAAUGUGCUGUUUAGAUG
Molecule: messenger RNA, 2362 nt
Organism: Cynoglossus semilaevis (tongue sole)
Lineage: Eukaryota; Metazoa; Chordata; Actinopteri; Pleuronectiformes; Cynoglossidae
Gene: tecrl2a
Product: trans-2,3-enoyl-CoA reductase-like 2a
Exons: 14
Coding region: 512-1447 (311 amino acids)
Biological process (GO): very long-chain fatty acid biosynthetic process
Molecular function (GO): oxidoreductase activity, acting on the CH-CH group of donors
Source: RefSeq, a predicted model, not a curated record